This is a messenger RNA of Drosophila guanche, 774 nucleotides long. RefSeq lists its product as uncharacterized. Gene Ontology annotation, biological process: autophagy. Bases 79 to 723 code for a protein of 214 amino acids. The record is from RefSeq and is a predicted model, not a curated record. Lineage: Eukaryota; Metazoa; Arthropoda; Insecta; Diptera; Drosophilidae. The transcript is spliced from 2 exons.
CUGAAGUAUCGAUAGCAAUGGCAGGGUUGCCAAGUCAGCCGCAUCUGCUACUGCGCAGAUAUAAACAAAAGAGAAAACAUGGAUUGUGCACCGCUGAAUUUGGCUCACUUCCAUGAACGGCGCUCCGAGCGUUUCAUUCGCAAUCAUCGCUAUGAGGAUGCCAUCAAGGCUCUGGAAACGUCACUAAUCUACAUGCAGGACGCCUAUAAGCGCGUCGCCCUGCCCAAAUCGAAGGAAGUGCUCGACACCCUGACCCUUGACUUUCAGCGAAAACUGCGGCAGAUUGAAAUGCGCAAAACGCAGCACGGGCUGACUAAGGUGAAGGAUUUUGUGCCACUCAAAGAGGCCAGCCCAAUGCUGCCCCUGCGACAGGAGAACAGCGGAGGCGGCGGCAGCGGUGGUGGCGCCUCGUCUUCCGCCCAAUCCGUUGCAAAGGCCAUUGACAAGACAGUCCAGGAAUUCGAUGCCAAGUUCAGUUCAACGGUGACAAGCACAUCCCCGACGAGGAAGUGCGAGCCCCAACAGGAGUUGCUGUCCAGAAGUGAUCCCCAGCGAUCGGGACUUGAAGAUCAAUAUCGGAGCAGUCUGGAGCUAUCCGAUGAUAUGGAUAUGCCUUCAUUGGCACCACUAGAGCUACCCUCGUUCGACUACAGCCUGUUCUGCAGCUCCUCGGCUCCAUCGUUGGCCAGCUACGCCGGCUUGGCCGAGGGCUUUCAGAAGUAGAUUCGAUUUUUUGUGAUUCAUAAUUUUAAAAUAUUAUUACUUUUUAAUGUA